Molecule: messenger RNA, 834 nt
Organism: Pseudozyma flocculosa PF-1
Lineage: Eukaryota; Fungi; Basidiomycota; Ustilaginomycetes; Ustilaginales; Ustilaginaceae
Exons: 2
Coding region: 1-834 (277 amino acids)
Molecular function (GO): acyltransferase activity, transferring groups other than amino-acyl groups
Source: RefSeq, a predicted model, not a curated record
AUGGGGUACCGAGUGCAACCGGCGACGGCGUCGGACAGUGCGAGUCUGGCGCGGAUCGAAAAGCGGGCAUUCAACGAUCCCAACAACGCGGCCGACGAGCUGGGCCGCCUCCUCGCCACGGACCCGCUCACCGCAUCGAUCGACGACGAGGAAAAGGCGCGCCUCGCCGUGCAGCGCUUCCGGGCCUUUUUUGACGAUGCCGAUUUCGUCGUCGUCAAGGUCGUCCAGGUCCCCGAUCACCCCGCCCAGAGCGAAGGAGAGGGAGAGGGUGAACGGGCAGAGGCAGAGGCAGAGGCAGAGGCGGUGGCGUUUUCGGUGUGGAUCCGACCUGUCCUCGGUGGUAUCAAGACUCGUCCUUGCCCCCGGUCCGAUGAGCAGGCCAAGAAGGACGAGGACGAGGAUGACGAGGAGACGAAGAGGAGGAAGAAGGAUGCUCUGUGGGCCAGGUUCUCGGCUGCUAUUGACAGGAAGAGGGAGGAGGUCAUGGGUACCCGACCCCAUUGGUUCCUCAAGCUCCUCUGCGUCGACCCCGCGCACCAACGACGGGGGGUGGGGACGAUGCUGCUGGACUGGGGGCUGCAACGAGCCAUGGACAACGCCGACGAGGUGCCGGGUCCGUUUAGCGUCUACCUCGAGUCGAGCCCGGCGGGCGAGGGCGCCUACGUCAAGGCCGGCUUCAAGGUCAUGGGCCACGACCGCAUCGACGAGCCGCGCGCCCAGCGCGGUUACCUACAGUGGCCCUACAUGAUCCGAUCCCCGCCCGCUCCCGUCUGCCAACGAGGCUUGCACCGAGGCGCGAAUCGCGCGCAGCCCCAGCAGCAGCAGCAGGCGUAG